UCUCUCUCUCUCUAGAAUCCAUAAUCCAUUGAAUUGUCCAACAGGCUUCCUCUCUCUCUCUUCUUCUUUCUCCUUCUAAAAUCUGUAUUCCAAUCUCCAUUCUUUUUUCUCUCUCUAGAAUCUGUAAUCCAAUCUCUCUCUCUCUCUCUCUAAAAAGAGCAUCUUCUUGUCUUACCAUGAAUAAACGAGAAUAACAUGGUGCCUGCAAAACCGCUCUUCCCACCCAUAUGGGAUGGUUUUAAGGGAAACCACAGAUGCUCUUGGGCUGUUUUGUCUCUGGUAUUGACCUUCAUGGCAGUUUCAUGGCUUCAAAUCAACACAAAAGCGGUAUUCCCCCUCUCUUUUUCCUCUUCAACCGCCCAAGAAGAAAGUGGUUUUGCAACGGAAAGCCAGGACCCCAACAGUUGUAUUGGGUUCUUCAGGCCGACCUCAAAAAGGACAAAAGUAGUUUCUAUAACAGAGUUUGGUGGUAUUGGAGAUGGGAAAACUUCGAACACAGAUGCUUUCAAGAAAGCCUUAAAUUUUUGCAGAGGUUUUGGAGAGAAGGGUGGUUCUCGGCUUAAUAUACCGGCCGGGCAAUGGCUAACAGGGAGCUUCAAUCUCACCAGUAAUUUUACUCUUUAUUUAGAGAGAGAUGCUGUUAUAUUGGGGUCACAGGACGUGAAGGAGUGGCCUGUAAUAGCACCCCUACCAUCCUAUGGCCGUGGAAGAGAGAGACUGGGAGGCAGGCAUAUAAGCCUCAUUCAUGGGGAUGCCCUUACAGACGUUGUCAUCACAGGAGAAAAUGGGACAAUAGAUGGGCAAGGGAAAAUGUGGUGGGAGAUGUGGUGGAACAGGUCUUUGGAGCAGACUAGGGGCCAUCUCUUGGAAAUUAUGAAUUCCAAAAACAUCCUCAUCUCCAACCUCACUUUCCUCAACUCUCCCUUUUGGACCAUACACCCAGUCUAUUGCAGUGACGUGGUGAUAAAGGGGUUGACGAUUUUAGCUCCUCUCAAUGCGCCAAACACUGAUGGCAUUGACCCAGACUCGAGUACAAAUGUGUGCAUAGAGGAUUGCUACAUCGAGAGUGGGGAUGACCUGGUAGCCGUGAAGAGCGGGUGGGACCAAUACGGUAUCACCACCGCCCGCCCCUCCUCCAACAUCAUAGUAAGAAGGGUAUCAGGAACAACUCCAACAUGCUCGGGCAUCGGCAUCGGUAGUGAAAUGUCAGGUGGCAUCUCAAACAUCACUGUAGAUGGCUUUCAUGUAUACAAUGCCUCCUCCGGCAUCCGUCUAAAGACAGACAUAGGAAGGGGAGGUUACAUAGCCAAUAUCUCUCUGUCUAACAUCACCAUGGACAAUGUCAAGGUCCCCAUUAGGUUUAGCAGGGGUGCAAAUGACCACCCUGAUGAGGGUUGGGACCCUAAGGCCCUCCCCAUAGUGAAGGGAAUAGUUAUAAGAAAUGUGGUGGGUGUUAACAUAAAGAAGGGCCCUGUGCUAGAGGGCAUAGAGAAUGCACCUUUUCAAGACAUAUGUAUGUUUAAUGUGAAGCUUGAAGGGAUAGAAGAAGCUCAUAGGAAAUGGGACUGCAACUUAGUCACUGGUGGCUCUUUUGGUGUCUUUCCCAGUCCUUGCCCAUCAUUACAAGGUAAUGGAACAUGCACAGGUGAGACACAUGAGCUACCCAGUGUAUGAAAGAUCUAACCGAGCCGGCCAACCGGUCAUAGGCCGGUUCCAGUUAACUCAGCCACCUAGUACUCUCAAGAAGAUUGAGGCUUCUUUCAAUGGAGAGAGGCUACUUAAAAAGAGGAAGGGAAGUUGGUUUGUUUCCAGGACAAACUUCAGGGGUCCUUAACAUAGGAGUUGGCCGAGCGAGCUCGCAUUUUUUUGGGCAAGUGUAGCGGCCAUUGGUCUCGGCUGGUGACUUUGUUUCCUGUUUUAUUUAUAAGUUAGGUGAGCCAAGAUUCAAAUCCAUGAUCAUGCCAUUGAGCCUUUUAAGAAACAAAACUAGGUUAAGCUUGUUUGGGCUUCUUGGAACAAAUUUCAAAAGUUUAGGUUCCUUAGAACCCUUGAGCUGCCUCAUCCCAACCGAUACGUCUACCAGCACUAAGCCAAUAUUGUCGAGCCCUUAUGUCCUAACUGCUAAGUCAAGAGGCUAAAGCUUAUUAGUCUAAGAAUGUGCUGCAAGCAUGCAACCAUUAAGCCAAGAGGACAGACACUAUAAGGUGGCUGUUUUGGAAGGUGUUCUAAUUUGGACUGUUGAUUAUGCUUACUCCAAAAUGUUGUUCGGUUUGGGGUGCCUAACUACUCAAAUAUGAAGGGGACCGGACAACAGGAUGUUAAAAGCUUCGCAUUUUCAUUUUCUUUUUAUUUCAGUAUGGCAAACCACUACAGUAGCAUUUGAUGACGCAAGAUUUGAUACAAGGAAGGGAAAAGAGAGAAAAGAGAUACAUUACAGAGAAGAAAGUAAAAGAAACGAUGCAGAUUACAUGUUCAAUGAAUAUUUAAUUAUUCUUUUCUUUUUC
Molecule: messenger RNA, 2504 nt
Organism: Amborella trichopoda
Lineage: Eukaryota; Viridiplantae; Streptophyta; Magnoliopsida; Amborellales; Amborellaceae
Product: Pectin lyase-like superfamily protein
Biological process (GO): carbohydrate metabolic process
Molecular function (GO): polygalacturonase activity
Source: RefSeq, a predicted model, not a curated record